AUGCCUUUCCAAAAGAUCCAGAAGACUGCUGCUUACCACUCUCGUUACCAGACUCCCUUCAGAAGAAGAAGAGAGGGUAAGACCGACUACUACCAAAGAAAGAGAUUGGUCACUCAACACAAGAACAAGUACGGUUCUCCAAAGUACAGAUUGGUCGUUAGAUUUACCCACAAGGACAUCAUCUGCCAAAUCAUCUCUUCCACUUUGACUGGUGAUGUUGUGUUCACCUCCGCUUACUCCCACGAGUUGCCAAGAUACGGAAUUGAGCACGGUCUGACCAACUGGUCCGCUGCCUACGCUACCGGUCUUUUGGUUGCCAGAAGAGCCUUGCAAAAACUCAAGUUGGACGAGACCUAUAAGGGUGUUGAAGAGGUCGAGGGUGAGUUCGAGCUCACUGAGGCUGUUGAGGAUGGCCCAAGACCAUUCAAGGUUUUCUUGGAUGUUGGUUUGCAAAGAACUACCACCGGUGCCAGGGUCUUUGGUGCUUUGAAGGGUGCCUCCGACGGUGGUUUGUACAUUCCUCACUCUCCUAACAGAUUCCCAGGUUGGGACAUUGAAGGUGAAGAACUUGAUGCUGAGUUAUUGAGAAAGUACAUCUUCGGUGGUCACGUCGCUGAGUACAUGGAGGAGUUGGCUGACGACGAUGAAGAGAAGUUCAGACAAUUGUUCAAGGGAUACUUGGCUGAUGACAUCGAGGCUGACGCUAUUGAAGACAUCUACUUGGCUGCUCACGAGGCUAUCAGAGAGGACCCAUCUUUCAAGCCAACUGAGAAGAAGUACACCAAGGAACAAUAUGCUGCUGUGUCCAAGAAGUACAGACAAGUUAAGCUUACCAAAGAGGAGAGACAAGCUAAGAUCGCCGCCAAGAUCGCUUCUUUCAAGGCUGAGAACUAA
Molecule: messenger RNA, 894 nt
Organism: Komagataella phaffii GS115
Lineage: Eukaryota; Fungi; Ascomycota; Pichiomycetes; Pichiales; Pichiaceae
Product: 60S ribosomal protein L5
Exons: 1
Coding region: 1-894 (297 amino acids)
Biological process (GO): translation; ribosomal large subunit assembly
Cellular component (GO): ribosome; cytosolic large ribosomal subunit
Molecular function (GO): 5S rRNA binding; structural constituent of ribosome
Source: RefSeq, a predicted model, not a curated record